ACCAUGGCCAACACACAUAAACUAAUUUUAACUGGAUUACUGGUUUUCAUUUCAGUUCGGUGGACAGUGUCUUAUUCAUCUGAGGAGCUCCAUGCAAGUUACUGGAACAACAAAGGAAGGCAGGCUCUGCACGCUGCCCUGAAUGUUCAGCCCAAUCUGCACCAGGCCAAGAACACCAUCCUCUUCUUGGGGGACGGUAUGGGAGUACCAACAAUAACUGCUGCCCGAAUCCUCAAAGGCCAAAUGGCAGGAUAUUCUGGAGAAGAGACAAGUUUGGUCAUGGAUACCUUUCCUUAUCUAGCCCUCUCUAAGACUUAUAAUGUGGACCAGCAGAUGCCAGACAGUGCUGGCACAGCCACAGCAUACUUAUGUGGUGUAAAGGCCAACUAUGGAACUGUGGGUGUCACUGCUGCCACCAAACGCUACAACUGUAGCAGCUCUUAUGGAAAUGAAGUCACGUCCAUUUUACACCGUGCCAAGCAAGCAGGGAAAUCCGUGGGAAUUGUUACUACAACCCGUGUCCAGCAUGCCUCUCCCGCUGCCUCCUAUGCCCACAGCGCUAACAGAAACUGGUACGCCGAUUCUGACCUGCCUCCCGAAGCAGUCCAGGAUGGCUGCCGUGACAUCGCUUACCAGCUGGUUCACAACACAGAGAUAGAUGUCAUUCUUGGUGGAGGCCGUCAAUACAUGUUUCCUAGAACCAUGCAAGACCCCGAGUAUCCAAAAUACACAGGAGACCGAGAUGACGGACAAAAUCUUGUGGUAGAGUGGCUAAAGAAUAAAAAGAAUGCUAAAUAUGUUUGGAACAAAGCUGAUUUUGAUGCUGUCAAUCCCAGAAGAACAGAUUUUCUGCUGGGUCUUUUUGAGCCCAAAGACUGUCACUACGAGUUGGAGCGUAAUCCAGCUACAGACCCAUCCCUCACAGAGAUGAUGGAAAAAGCCAUCAAGAUUCUACAGAAGAACCCCAAAGGAUUUUUCCUCUUUGUGGAAGAUAAGUGUUAAUAGUUUUCUGGGGGGAGAAUUGACCAUGGCCAUCAUGGAACAAGGGCUAAAAGAGCUCUCUAUGAGGCUGUUGAGUUUGAUCGAGCCAUUGGACGAGCAUCUGAACUCACUAGUGAGCUAGACACCCUGACUGUGGUCACUGCUGACCACUCCCAUGUCUUUGCCUUUGGUGGACAUGCAGCCAGAGGAAACCCUGUUUUAGGUAUUUCUAGGUCAGUAGCUGAGGACAAUAAGCGCUUUACCACUGCUGUGUAUGGAAAUGGACCGGGAUUCAAGAUGGUCAAUGGAUCUCGUCCAGAUGUGAAUGAGACUAUUUCAUCUGGCAAUGACUACCGUCAGCAGACACCGGUCCCACUUGAUUCAGAGACCCAUGGCAUUGAGGAUGUAGCCAUCUUUGCCAAAGGACCCAUGUCACAUCUUUUCCAUGGAGUCCAAGAGCAAAGUUACAUCGCCCACGUCAUGGCAUAUGCUGCUUGUAUAGAGCCUUACAAUGAAUGUAAACUCCCCCCGCCCAACCAUGCAUCAUCCAUUCACCCUAGUCUGCUCCUGCUUCUGAUGGCCCUUCUUCUUCUUUCCCUCUGCUCUGUCUGA
Messenger RNA from Sphaeramia orbicularis (orbiculate cardinalfish), 1593 nucleotides. It is a transcript of the gene alpi.2, whose product is annotated as alkaline phosphatase, intestinal, tandem duplicate 2. Gene Ontology annotation, molecular function: alkaline phosphatase activity. Gene Ontology annotation, biological process: dephosphorylation. Gene Ontology annotation, cellular component: plasma membrane. NCBI's taxonomy places the organism in Eukaryota, Metazoa, Chordata, Actinopteri, Kurtiformes, Apogonidae. The record is from RefSeq and is a predicted model, not a curated record. The transcript is spliced from 11 exons.